This is a messenger RNA of Microplitis mediator, 811 nucleotides long. Its product is annotated as ARL14 effector protein. Gene Ontology annotation, cellular component: intracellular membrane-bounded organelle. The coding region runs from base 300 to 686 and encodes 128 amino acids. The transcript is spliced from 3 exons. The record is from RefSeq and is a predicted model, not a curated record. Lineage: Eukaryota; Metazoa; Arthropoda; Insecta; Hymenoptera; Braconidae.
UUACAAUGUGAUGAAAAAUAAUUGAACGGCGUCAGGUUUUUUUGAAAAGUAUAAAAAAUUUAUAUAAUGUAUUAAUGAAAAAAUAUUUUAUUGAUUUGACAGUUAAUUUGUGGGAUAGUAAUUAUACGUAUGUAAUUUAAUUGUAAUAAUUAAAAACUUAAACCUUGAAAAUAUUUUUUUUUAUAAACAUACAUUGAGGAUAAGGUUAUAAUCCGAGGAAAUAUAUAUCCUGAUAACACGUAAUUUAUUUAUUGAUUUCACAUUAAGGGAUGAUAUUAAUAAAACGCUAAACUGCAAUUAUGGACUCUGAUGAAACAAAUAAUUCUAAAAAACCCAACACCCGUUACUCCCGUAAGCAGAUCGUCACUGACAAUGUAGCCAGGAAAUUUCUCCAGAACUUCGAUCCCCAGAGUAGCGAAAGAGAAAAACGUAAACUCCACCGUCGUCUUUACCCGGGUAGUAAAAAACACAUUUUGUAUGACGAGUGCGGUAUAUUUAUACAAACUGGAACAAAUAUCUGUGACUGUCUCCAGCCAGAUUGUUCAGGAUGUCAUUUCCCAUGCUUGAAAUGCGGCUCCACCAAGUGCGCUCACGAGUGCAGGAUCCAUCGCAGAUGGACGUAUGAUUCAAUUGAAAAUGAAGGAAGUGACAUAGUUUUAAAAAAUCCAGUAAUUAAAGACUCUUAGCUCUAAAACCUUAAUAUUUUAAACUGACCUCUCUCAAAAUAAUGCAUAGAAAUUUUUUAAAAAUAAUAUUUAUUAUUAACAAUACAUGAAAUAUACAUUCAUUUUUUAUUUAAAAUUUCAAAAAA